Messenger RNA from Sciurus carolinensis (gray squirrel), 1511 nucleotides. RefSeq names its product solute carrier family 39 member 3 (gene Slc39a3). The record is from RefSeq and is a predicted model, not a curated record. The coding region runs from base 216 to 1139 and encodes 307 amino acids. Gene Ontology annotation, cellular component: plasma membrane. The transcript has 4 exons. Gene Ontology annotation, biological process: zinc ion transmembrane transport. Lineage: Eukaryota; Metazoa; Chordata; Mammalia; Rodentia; Sciuridae. Gene Ontology annotation, molecular function: zinc ion transmembrane transporter activity.
GGGACCGCGCAGCGGUUGGCGGUGGGCGGCGCAUCCUGGCGGGCGAGGGGUCCGGCGCAGGCCCAGCAGUCCCCAGUUGGAGAGCGUCCACUUCUCAGUCACACCCGUUGCCAAGUGGAGUCAUGAGCCUCCAGCUGCGUGGUCAGGCCUGGUAGCACACCGUGGUGCUGGCAUAAUCUGGUCCCACAGUGACCACUGCAACCCCAGCCACCACCAUGAUGAAGCUGUUAGUGGCCAAAAUCCUUUGCAUGGUGGGCGUGUUCUUCUUCAUGCUGCUGGGCUCCCUGCUCCCCGUGAAGGUCAUCGAGACAGACUUUGAGAAGGCCCAUCGCUCAAAAAAGAUCCUUUCCCUCUGCAACACCUUCGGAGGCGGAGUCUUUCUGGCCACAUGCUUCAAUGCACUGCUGCCUGCUGUGCGGGAAAAGCUGCAGAAGGUGCUGAGCCUCGGGCACAUCAGCACCGACUACCCACUGGCCGAGACCCUGGUGCUGCUGGGCUUCUUCCUGACCCUCCUCGUGGAGCAGCUGCUGCUGACCUUCCGCAAGGAGCAGCCGUCCUUCAUCGACCUGGAGACCUUCAACGCCGGCUCCGACGCGGGCAGCGACUCGGAGUACGAGAGCCCCUUCCUGGGCAGCGCGCGCGGCCACGCCCACAGCGCCGGCCUGAGCGUGCGCGAGCUGCCGCGCUCCGGGCCCUUGCGCCUGCUCAGCUUAGCCUUCGCGCUGGCCGCCCACUCCGUCUUUGAGGGCCUGGCCCUCGGCCUGCAGGAGGAGGGGGAGAAGGUGGUGAGCCUGUUCCUGGGAGUAGCAGUCCAUGAGACGCUGGUGGCAGUGGCCCUGGGCAUCAGCAUGGCCAGGAGUGCCAUGCCCCUGAGGGACGCGGCCAAGCUGGCAGUCGCCGUGAGCAUCAUGAUCCCACUGGGCAUCAGUAUUGGCCUGGGCAUCGAGAGCGCUCGGGGUGUGCCCAGCAGCGUGGCGUCGGUGCUGCUGCAGGGCCUGGCAGGUGGCACCUUCCUCUUCGUCACCUUCUUGGAGAUCCUGGCCAGGGAGCUGGAGGACAGGAGUGACCGCCUGCUCAAGGUCCUCUUCCUGGUGCUGGGCUACGCCGUCCUGGCUGGGAUGGUCUUCCUCAAGUGGUGAGUGUCCUCCUCUUUGCUGCCCGCGAGCCCUGGAGCCCGGGCUGGACAUGGGCCGGACAUGGGCCGCGUGCCCUGCCCGCUUGCUGAGGAGGGAACACGGUGAGUCUGGGCCGAGGCCUUCACACGGGAGGCCUCCGUGAGCCCGGCCCUGCGCCCCUGCCUCGGAGCACUGAUACUCUUUAAAACACUCUGAAGUAUCUACCAAAGCUGUGUGGCCGUGUCAGCUGGGAGCACAGGAUCCUAACUCGCAGGAGGUGGGGCCAGGGCGUGCGGGGGAGCUCAGUCCCCUCCCACCACACCCCAGCCGCAGGGGUGAGUGCAGGGCAGCACCCCGUGUCCCCACGUGUGCGGGUGCUGGCAUGUCCAUUCCACA